This is a messenger RNA of Cololabis saira (Pacific saury), 3784 nucleotides long. RefSeq names its product myocardin related transcription factor Bb (gene mrtfbb). Lineage: Eukaryota; Metazoa; Chordata; Actinopteri; Beloniformes; Belonidae. The transcript is spliced from 14 exons. The record is from RefSeq and is a predicted model, not a curated record. Gene Ontology annotation, biological process: smooth muscle cell differentiation. Bases 85 to 2913 code for a protein of 942 amino acids.
GAGCGAACAGGCUGCCGUUUGCUCAGAGUUGGGCUUUUUCUCCCUCUCCAUGACUCCUUCGAUCUCCACUGGCCUCAUCGCUCCAUGGGACUCCAGACCUGGCCACCAAGCAAACCGCCACUGUCCUCUAUGGCCUGCCUUGACGUGGAGACCCCCUCCAUCUGCAGGGGUAAAUUCAAAUCAGUCCUCCAGCUCUGUCUGCAGCAGAGGAGGACUCGGGAGCAGCUCGUGGAGCAAGGUAUCAUGCCACCCCUGAAAUCACCUUCUGCCUUUCAUGAGCAGAUUCGGAACCUGGAGAGAGCCAGGACUGGGAACUUCUUAAAGCACAAACUCUGCAGCAGGCCACAGCGCUCUGAACUGGUCCGGAUGCACAUCCUGCGAGAAACCCAGGUGGAGCCUUCCCUUCAGGCCACACAGAUGAAGCUGAAGAGGGCCAGACUGGCCGAUGAUCUCAAGGAGAAACUCGCACAGCGGCCCGGGCCCAUGGAGCUGGUUGAAAAGAAAAUCUUGGCUGUUGACUCUAAUGUUGAGGAGCUCGUGAAGGGUGGUAAGGCAGACGGCUCCCAGACACCACCUGUCUCAGAUGUUUACAACUUUGAUGAGAACAGCAGUGACGUGUUGUCACCACAGCAGCCGAGCAGCCAACAGCCCAACGGCUCAACGCUGACCUCUCCACCAGAAUCUGGAGGGAGUGAGGCCACGUGUACUUCCUCUACCUUAAACACCUCCACACAGCACUCUUCAACACUCAGCUCACAGUCGACAUCAGAUGCCGUCCAUCCCGCCUGCACCACAGAGCAACAGAGCAAUCAGCAAACACGUCAGCCCAACACCCCCGCUGCCCCCAGCAAUUCAUCAGGGCCGGUUCUUGUGAAGCAAAGCUUGGCGAAGCUACCCGCUGACAAAAGCCGCAGCAAAAAGACCAAAGAGCCCAAACCGCGGGUGAAAAAGCUAAAGUACCAUCAGUACAUUCCCCCAGACCAGAAGCAAGAGCUCAGUGAAAUACCGAUGGAGGCUUCGUACGCCCGUCUCCUGCAGCAGCAGCAGCAGUUCCUGCAGCUGCAGAUCCUCAGCCAGCAACAGCAGCAGUUCAGCUACCCGGGUGUUCGACCAGCCGCGCACAAAUCAACAAGUGAGGCACAAACAAGCUGUUUGGCUGUUGUUCCAAGAGGAACCGCCCUGUCCGCCGCUGUGCAACUCCACCAAGCAAAGACGAGUCGAAAGCCGGAUCAACUGCCAGCUAAUCUGGAUGAGAUGAAGGUUGCUGAGCUGAAAAUGGAGCUAAAACUCAGAUCUUUGCCUGUUUCUGGGACUAAGACAGACUUAAUAGAGAGGCUAAAGUUGUUUCAGGAGAACUCUACCAUCCACAGUGGUAUUGCCAUGGAAACAGCAGCCACCACGGCAUCCUCACAGUCCGAAAACACAAAGUUAACCCCGCCGGUUUCUGUGAUCGCUUCCAAAGUGUCCAGUCUGGGAAUAGAAGACAUUAAUAUGACAGAUAAUGCAGCGACAUUGCUUUCAGAUUCUCCAAAUCAUGCUUCUCCAUACAUGAGCCCCGCACAGGGAGCACAGCAGGAAGAAUGUUCCACAGAGAAAACGUCCAUCAAGAAGGACUCUGAGAAAGAUAAGCGUCUGCACGAGAAGGAACGGCAGAUUGAGGAGCUGAUGAGGAAGCUGGAGCAGGAGCAGAGGCUGGUGGAAGAGCUGAAGAUGCAACUGGAAGUGGAGAAAAGAAGUCAGCAGGCCGAUUCUCCAUCUCAACUCAGUCCCUCGGCCCCCACUCACGUUAAAGAGGAAAACAGAACCCCAUCAACCUGCUCAAUGUCCCGCAGGUCUCCUGGUCUGCCAGUGUUGGUCAAACAGGAGGAGUCUGCAGACCAAAACCACACAACUAGUACAAAUCAAUUAAUCAUCGGUCACCAGACCAUCACACAGCCUGAAGCCCUGCCGUCCGCCCAGGCCGGCGCUCAGAUCAUCUUGCCUGCAUCCCUUCCCACCUCAGCAGUCACUGUCGAAUUCCCUGCCAAAAGCAUUGAAUUACACACUGCUGUGAGUAGUGCAGCCCCAGGACUUAUCCAGACCUCUGGACAAGCGCCACAGAAAAUAGAGGCAUCAGCAGCAUUACAGCAGCAACGCAGCGCUCAGACCCAGCAACUGACAAAGUCAUUCUCUCAGCAGACAUGGAGUGCAGAUACUAAGACGCAAACCUUAUUCAACACAUUCCCAGUAAGAGGAUGUGCUGUGGCCCCCUGCACCCAAGCUGCCCAAACAGGACCUGGAGAAAAGCAGCCGAAAUUCACAAACCACAUGUCAAAGAGUAAAGACCCGCCUCCCUACGAGGAUGCAGUGAAACAGACACGCAACAUGUUAACAACUGUUCAGGGUCCCACUGCAGCCAGCCAGCACAUGGAUGACCUGUUUGAUGUAUUGAUCGAGAGUGGAGAGAUCUCACCUUUCAUCAGGCAUGAUUCUCCCAGCCUGGACAAGCCUCUCCCAGUGACAGCCAGCGUAACCACCCUUCCCAUCAACACGGUUCUGUCCCGGCCUCCACCUCUGGUUCAGGUGGCCCAGCUGCCCACCGCGCCGCACGGCUCCUCGGCCGGCCUGGCGGCCCUGACCUCAGACAUCCAAAUGGAAACUUUUAUGGACGCCUUGAUAGUUACUGACAUGGAGCCACAGAAACUGAAGCUGAUGGAGGAGUUAAAUUCACCCGAGGUCACCAUGGAAGUGGACUUUAUUGAAAACACACCAUCCUGUGCACCGAACCUUCAGAACACUAGCAUGGACAAUAUGGACUGGCUCGACCUUACUCUGGCCGUGCCACCAGAGGGAGUUAACCCUUUGGACGUACCGGUGGGUGUCUUCUCCUCUGACUUCCUGGACUCUCACGAACUGCACUUGAACUGGGACUGAGUGCUGUAAAGGUGAACUCUUAUUUCAUUCCAAUUUCACUCGUGAUGCAGGGAAAGAUUGCUCUUCUUUUUACGAGGCAAUCAGAGCUGUUUGGAAUUUGGUGGCUUUGUUCUGCUUUUCUGUCCAAAUAAAUCCAGUCAGUAAUUAUCUGAUCAUGCAAUGCCAGUUAGAAGAUGGUGAAUGGUUCUGUUUUACAGUAAAUGCUCUGAUUGUAUAAGCAAAGAGAUAAAAUGGUACAGGUGCUUGCAGGCUGAGCUAAAAGGGGAAGUCGCUGUGAAGAUUUUAUUUUCAAAUCAUGCAUCAGUCUGUUCGCACAUUAUUGAUUUCUCUUUGUUCUUAGAGAACCUAGCAUUGUUCUCAGCGGCGGCUGCAGAGAAGGCAGAAAAAAGUGCUCUUCCUUAUUAGUCGUGAGAAAACACUGUAUGCAGAUGAGGGCUAUUAUGUUGUUUACUCUUCCACGUGUUCCUGAUUUGUAUGCAACUUCUGAGGAAUUUGAAUUUGAACCGUAAAUGUGAUCAUUAUAGAAAGGCCCAGAAGUAUGAGGCUAAACAGCACUGACCAAACACGAUGCAAACUGUGGAGAAGUGGAGCUGAGCUUCAGUUUUGACCUGCAGCCAAAUCCUCUUGGACCAAACCCAUCCUAUAUUUUAAAACGCUCUAAAAAUGUUGUCACCAAUUAUGACUGUAAGCACCAUGUGAAACAUAUUCCAUAUUUGUCAAAAAUUAAUGAUGCAUAAAAAUCUUCUGUUUCACAAUAUUUCCCAUAAUUUACUGCUUUAAAAGCCGGCAGAGCAACUCUGAAGUUUGAAGAGCCCUGUUUUCCUGCACUGCUGUGCUUUGGUGACAUCUGCUGGUUGCACGGGAUUUGAAC